This is a messenger RNA of Acanthosepion pharaonis, 1599 nucleotides long. NCBI's taxonomy places the organism in Eukaryota, Metazoa, Mollusca, Cephalopoda, Sepiida, Sepiidae. The record is from the annotation of a GenBank genome assembly.
AUGGCUGCUGUCAAAUGUCUUAACCCGAAAGCCGAAGUGGCUCGUGCUGCACAAGCUCUUGCUGUUAAUAUCAGCGCCGCCAAAGGACUGCAAGAUGUUCUCAGGACCAAUCUGGGCCCGAAGGGUACCCUUAAAAUGCUGGUGUCUGGUGCUGGUGAUAUUAAGUUGACCAAAGAUGGCAAUGUUCUUCUGCAUGAAAUGCAAAUUCAGCAUCCAACUGCUUCCCUAAUUGCUCGAGCUGCCACUGCCCAGGAUGAUGUUACAGGAGAUGGGACCACUUCCAAUGUCCUGCUUAUUGGAGAACUCCUCAAGCAGGCUGAGCUUUAUAUCUCUGAGGGUCUUCAUCCAAGACACAUCACUGAGGGAUUUAAUCUUGCAAAGCAGAAGGCUUUGGAGGUGUUGGAGGAGGUGAAAGUGACCAAAGAAAUUGACCGUUCAAUUCUGAUGGAAGUGGCCAGAACUUCUCUGCAUACCAAGCUGCAUCAUAAAAUGGCUGACACCCUCACUGAGCAUAUCGUCGAUGCUGUUUUAGCCAUUCGCCGGCCCAAUGAAGCGAUCGAUUUACACAUGAUUGAAGUCAUGGAAAUGAAACAUAAAACUGAUAUGGAUACUGUUUUGAUUCGAGGAAUUGUCAUGGAUCAUGGUGCCAGACACCCAGAUAUGAAGAAGAGAGUUGAAGAUGCUUACAUUUUGACCUGUAAUGUUUCUCUGGAAUAUGAAAAGACCGAAGUCAACUCUGGCUUCUUUUACAAAAGUGCUUCAGAGCGGGAGAAACUGGUCGAAGCCGAACGUAAAUUCAUUGAUGAUCGUGUCAAAAAAAUAAUUGAAUUAAAAAAAGCAGUUUGCAACAAUAACAGCAAGAAUUUUGUGGUUCUCAACCAGAAAGGCAUUGAUCCCUUCUCUUUGGAUUUAUUGGCCAAGGAAGGAAUUGUUGCUUUGAGGAGAGCCAAGCGACGUAACAUGGAGAGGUUAACCCUAGCCUGUGGUGGUAUUGCUAUGAAUUCUGUGGAAACUCUCACUCCUGAUUGCCUUGGUCAUGCUGGUCUUGUCUAUGAACAUGUUCUGGGUGAAGAUAAAUUCACAUUCAUUGAAGAAUGCCAGAAUCCCCAGUCUGUAACAAUUCUCAUCAAAGGACCGAAUAAACACACCCUCACACAAAUCAAAGAUGCUGUUCGUGAUGGUCUCAGGGCUGUCAAAAAUGCAAUUGAAGAUGGCUCUGUCCUGCCUGGAGCUGGAGCUUUUGAAAUUGCUGCCUAUCGUGAAUUGAUGAAGUACAAAGAGGAGGUGAAAGGCCGAGCCAGAUUAGGUGUCCAGGCCUAUGCUGAAGCCAUUUUGAUUAUUGUUAAAGUGCUGGCACAAAACUCUGGACUUGAUCCUCAAGAGACAAUGGUUAAACUACUUCAAGAAUACACUUCUCCUUCUCAAGCUGUGGGCAUUGAUAUAAAAACUGGUGAAGCUUUGAUCCCAGUUGAUGCUGGUAUCGUUGACAACUACAGGGUUAAGAAACAACUACUCCAUUCAUGUACUGUAAUUGCAAGCAACCUUCUACUUGUGGAUGAAAUAAUGCGGGCAGGAAUGUCCUCUUUGAAAGGAACCUAA